AUGAAGAGUCUUGGCAAACCUGCCCGCCAGCUCCUGAAGCUGUGCGAGAACCGCGCGGCGUUCCAGCGAGUUCUUACGUUCAACUCAGCAAUGCAAAGAUGUAGUAGCCAUACAUCGCCACCAUGCACAUCAAGUAGCCCUAUAGACUUUGAAGCUAUCAAGGCCGAAAUGCUGGCUCGUCCAGUACAGAUACAUACUGAUUCAAUGUAUGCCACAAAUUCACGCCUCUUGACGACGGCGUUAGCCGAUUUUCUGCCUGAAGAGUGCUUAUUUGAGCUGAAAACCCCCAAGACAAGUGUGUAUCUUGGCGACACUGCUUUCGUUCCGCCUGGCCACCAUCUUGUAUAUUUCCCCCUUGAGCUGCGCGGCUCGCAGCUCUGUCCAGACGGUACGGAUCCCUACCACAGCCCUCGCGGAACGCCCUUCACGCGACGAAUGUGGGCCGGCGGCUCCAUUCAAGGCUUCGAGGGCCUCACCUUGGACGGAAGAGGAGGCGUGUGCGUUGAGCGAAUCGAGGAUGUCAAAGUCCACGGUCCCACGGGCUCUGAGAAAAUCUACGUCGAAGUUUUGAGGAUUUACCUAAAGCAGGACAUUCUCACUCAGUGGCAGAAGCGGGCAUCUUCGGAAUUCGAUCUUCCUAGAGAUCUAAGCGAGCAUGGCUUGGAUGGGAUGACAGAACGUAGGACUUUGGUGUUCAUGCGAGAGCUAAGUGACGAAAAUAAGUUGAUGAGUAUGGAGAAAAAACAGAAGGUUAUAAAAGCUCCAAGCCGGCCUAAAUACUCAGUCACGCUUCGGCCAACGCCAACUCUACUCUUCCAUUACAGCGCGCUCUCGUACAACGCGCACCGCAUCCACCUAGACAGUUCCUACUGCCGCGAGGUGGAAGGAUACCAGGAUCUCUUGGUCCAUGGGCCCUUAUCUCUAACAUUGAUGCUAUCUGUACUCAAAUCGAGCCUUACUGGGAGCGGCUACGACAUCAAUAAGAUUGACUACCGCCACAUAGCGCCGCUCUACGUUGAUCAGACUAUGCACGUAUGCUGCGCACCCCGAGCUAGUAAGUGUACAGAAAAGCAGAACGGCACUACAGGGAGGAACAAGUGGGACGUCUGGGUUGAGAACCAGGAUGGCGGUCUAUGUGUCAAGGGUACGGUUGAGACCAUGAAGAUUUCAAAUGAUGCAUAA
This is a messenger RNA of Xylaria bambusicola, 1182 nucleotides long. RefSeq lists its product as uncharacterized. Lineage: Eukaryota; Fungi; Ascomycota; Sordariomycetes; Xylariales; Xylariaceae. The record is from RefSeq and is a predicted model, not a curated record. Gene Ontology annotation, cellular component: mitochondrion. The coding region runs from base 1 to 1182 and encodes 393 amino acids. The transcript has 2 exons. Gene Ontology annotation, molecular function: (3R)-hydroxyacyl-[acyl-carrier-protein] dehydratase activity.